This is a messenger RNA of Sphenostylis stenocarpa, 915 nucleotides long. Lineage: Eukaryota; Viridiplantae; Streptophyta; Magnoliopsida; Fabales; Fabaceae. The record is from the annotation of a GenBank genome assembly.
AUGAUGAGGAUUGCGUCAGGGAAGAGAUACUAUGGUGAGGACUGUGAUGUGAGUGAUGUGGAGGAAGCAAAACAAUUCAGAGAUAUCGCAGAAGAGUUGUUGAUGUUAGGAGGUGCGAAUAACCCUGGAGAGUUCUUGACUUUGUUCAGGUUGAUUGAUUUUGAUGGCUUGGAGAAGAGGUUGAAAAGACUUGGUCAAAGAAUUGAUGCAUUCUUACAAGGACUCAUUGACGAACAUCGAAAACACGAGGGUAGAAUUCCUAAAGUGGAUGAAUAUCCUAUUGUCGAACACUCUUUUUGGACUAUGCUACUUGCAGGAACAAAUACAUUAGUUGUAACUUUAGAAUGGUCAAUGUCUAAUCUAUUAAAUCAUCCUGAAAUAUUAAAGAAGACAAAAGUUGAAAUAGACACUCAUAUAGAACAAAAUCGUCUGGUAGAGGAAGCUGACAUUUCAAAUCUCCCUUAUCUUCAAAGCAUUGUUUACAAGACACUUCGAUUGCAUCCUGCUGCUCCAUUAUUGGUGCCCCAUUUGUCUUCGGAAGAUUUCAUCGUAAGACAAUAUAAUGUCCCACAAAACACAAUUUUGUUAAUGAAUGCCUGGGCUAUUCAUAGAGACCCAAAGUUGUGGAGUGACCCCACACAAUUUAAGCCUGAGAGAUUUAAGAAAGGAAGUGAAGUAAACAAGUUACUUUCAUUUGGGUUAGGGAGGAGGGCUUGCCCUGGAGCAAACUUGGCUCAACGUACAGUGAGCUUAACUCUGGCCUUAUUAAUUCAAUGUUUCGAGUGGAAACAAACUAGUAAAGAAGAAAUUGAUAUGACCGAAGGAAAAUGGGUCGUUGUAGGUAGAAAACUUCCUUUAGAAGCUAUGUGCCAAGUGUGGCAAUCACCAACAAUUAAGAAUUCUAGUCUUAUUUAA